AUGCAGGACCCCGUCUAUUCGAACCGUCGGCAGGCCCAGCUCGUCAAGAUGGCUCGCGAGCAUGGCGUUGAGCACCUGCUCCCAGAGAGCAAGAAGGGAACCGCAUACCGCCUGGCCUACCGUGUGGAACACGGAUUGAGAGUCAAGGGUACUGGUGUUGGCCAAUCCGUCAAGGGACACAUCCACGAAAGACACAUGAUCGCCAAGUACGUAUCCGCAUUGCUCAGCGAAAUCGCUAUGGAAGAUUGUCAGACUAACAGCAAGGACAGGAUGGAAGCCAGGAGAAAGGCCAUGUUGGAGAUGCCCAAGCUCAUCAAGACCUGGAAGAGGGUAAGUUUGGUUUCGGCCAGUCUGAUAUUCCUUGUCCUGAGUUAUCAUACUGAAAAUUCGCAUAGGUUGGAAAGUACGCCUGGACCAAGUGGCCGAAAUGAACAAUAUACGACGGAUUCUUUUUUGGCGCUAUGUAGAUAUCCCAUGUAUUUUUAUGUACCAACAUGCAUCAUAUUUACAUUCAGCUCGCAAAGUUAUUCGGACCCUAUCUUGCAUAACUAAAACCGUGAUUGCUUGCCAUACCCUUUGGCUUCAUAUAGGUUGAGGUAGAGAGAUCUCCGCCCUCAAGCCUCCGGUAAAAUUGAUUUUGAAAAGCAAAACAUCAUACGAACGAGUACCAAUGAAAGAGCUAUACACACAGUUCUACUACGUGGUGAAGAUAAAAGAACUCAUCAAGAAUCGCUUGCAUUUCCAGCUGCUAUCACCAUAUUCAAGAUCACGUGACCACCCACUCACACACACUUUUCAUUCUUGAGCUUGAAAAGACAUCUCACACGAGACCUCACCAACCCUCUCAGAAUACUUUUCGGCACCUCAAAAAAGCGGCUGAGGCCUCGAGGCUCGGGGAGAAAUGGAAGAAAUAAAGACACCCGCCGCGGUGUCCCACUACCAGGUCCUCAACCUUACCCAGUCCCUCGUCGACUCACACCACAACCCAUCAACCCUCAUCAAGCGAGCGUACCACCGCGCGCUCCUCCAGAACCACCCGGACAAGGCAUCCCGGUCCCGGGCAUCAUCAUCAUCAUCAUCAUUAUCAUCAUCCACCUUCUACUCCGUCGACCAGAUCACGGCCGCCUACACGGUGCUCUCCUCCCCGAGAGACCGCGCUGCCUACGACGCCUCCGCCCGGCUGUCACAGCAGCACGGCGGCGGCCAGGACGACCCGACGUCGGCCCAGUUUCGCACCGGGGUGGAGAACGUCGACCUCGACGACCUGCCCUUCGACGAGGGCAAGGAUGUGUGGUACCGGAGCUGCAGGUGCGGCAACGACCGGGGCUACGUCUUCGGCGAGGACGACCUGGAAGAGGUAGGGGGCGAGGGGGAGCUCAUGGUCGGCUGUCUGGACUGCAGUCUCUGGUUAAACGUUCAUUUCGCGCAGGUCGACGACAACGAUGAUACCGCUGGAACCUACAGGUCAUGGCCCCUUCAACUUCCCAAUAAACGUGCUAGCACCGUCGCAGGAGACUUGCCCUCCUCUGUAAUCAAGUUCCUUAA
Molecule: messenger RNA, 1545 nt
Organism: Clonostachys byssicola
Lineage: Eukaryota; Fungi; Ascomycota; Sordariomycetes; Hypocreales; Bionectriaceae
Source: the annotation of a GenBank genome assembly